AUCACUCUUACUCUAUAACUUUAUCUUCAGCUUUGUAAUUAUUAUCCAAUCAUGAUGAUGAUAAUGACGACAGACUACUUAUCAAUAUUCAAACCUAUUUCAAGUUACCAGCAGGCUUAGAGGGGGGUGAGUACACUCAAAUGAACAGUCAAGACUGUUGAUAAGAAAUAGACGUGAUCCGAAGGUGAGAGGAACAUAACAUUUAUGAGUUACAGCAACAAUGGUUCCUGCAUGGUCUGUUCUCAUUACCUUUCUUCUAACAGUUUCAACCAGCAAUGGUCUGUCCUGCUACAGUUGUGAAGGAACCAAACCAUUUUCAAAAUGUGAAUCCGAUAUAAUGGAAUACCGAUUGGGAAUAAAUUCAAAGUUUGCAGUAAACUGUUCUCAAUAUUCACACAUGACAAAACCAUAUUGUGCAAUUGAAAGAUACAUGAAAAAUGGGCAAGUACAAGCUAUUAUUAGGGACUGUAAUGAUAAGACAUUUUCAUUCUCCAUGGAACAUCCACCAUACAAAAAACUUGAAACUGUUGAUGGGAAUUACAACAUUUCUGUGUGCUCUUAUGUUACCUCUCUAGGAGCAAUACUGUGCAUUUCGUUGUGCAAUGAAGACAUGUGCAAUGGCAUAUUUGGCAAAUCAGAUUGCAUUACAUUGAGCUUACCACUAUUUGUCAUAUCAUUACUUUCAGUGAAGCGACUCACAAACUUCAGUUAACUCUUUAAUCAUUGUCAGUCCUACCAGCCAUGAUUUCAAUAUUAGUUCACAGACGUUGUUUUCCACAUUUUAUUGGUUUAUAUUAAGGGUAUUUAUUUAAUUGACACCAGAAAGAUUAACAGUAAAACCUGUAGGAUGGCAAUGAAGAAGAAGAAAAAUACUAAACUAUUGUCAGCUUCAUUACAAAUUCAAAUAUUAUCAAAUAAAAUAAACCUGUCAUACUUUAAAGAAAGAAACAAAGACUUGACAAAAGAAUGGACAAAGAAUGGAUUGAAAGAAGGAAGAAAGAAAGACAAAGAGUUUUGUUGAGUUCAGUUUGUCAUCACAUUCAUUCACAAUAUAAAGAUAAAACAGAGUCAUCUGGCUUUCUACAUUCAAAGGUCACAUCCUGUCAUGGUCAACUGUACCUUUCUUCCUUUCCAGAACCUAUAAAAUAAAGAAUCAAUAAAAUAAUAGAGCCAUUUUAA
Messenger RNA from Octopus sinensis (East Asian common octopus), 1179 nucleotides. RefSeq lists its product as uncharacterized. Lineage: Eukaryota; Metazoa; Mollusca; Cephalopoda; Octopoda; Octopodidae. The coding region runs from base 221 to 712 and encodes 163 amino acids. The record is from RefSeq and is a predicted model, not a curated record. The transcript has 3 exons.